This is a messenger RNA of Pseudovirgaria hyperparasitica, 2440 nucleotides long. RefSeq lists its product as uncharacterized. The record is from RefSeq and is a predicted model, not a curated record. NCBI's taxonomy places the organism in Eukaryota, Fungi, Ascomycota, Dothideomycetes, Acrospermales, Acrospermaceae. The coding region runs from base 321 to 2291 and encodes 656 amino acids. The transcript is spliced from 3 exons.
CAAUCAAGUCUCGUGCCCACGCUCUCCAGCCUUUCUUUUCUUUCUUCGCACACCGGCCGCGCCCAAUUCCCUCUCUCUGCCGUAUGCGAACAAGGACAUGGACUCCGCUGUCGACCGCGUUGCUGCCGAACCUUUACAUUCCGCUGGAUCCUCUGGUCUUCCUGUCAGCUCAGCUAGAGCUUCACGGCGCGCGCCGAGCCGAUUUCCCGGACUAACGUAACGCGCAAAUCGGGUGUGCAUUACGCGCACGAACGACUUCGGAAACUGAAAGACGGUUGAGGGAUUUGAGGGUUGCAGUAGCCGCUGGGAGAGAGCAGAAAAUGGCUGCGGAGAUCAGGGCUAACGGCAAGGUUUAUGAUGUUUAUAGGGAUGGCGUACCGGUUACGGAUCCGGAGGAGCUGGCGAGGGCAACGUCGGUUGUGCGCGCGCGUUCGGUGUCGAGGCCACGAACUGCAAUACCACCACCGCCAAUAGCUGGGCCGCCGUUCAAGAGAUUAAUUGUUUGUGCUGACGGGACGUGGCUCAACGCGGACAAUGGCCUCAUCAACGGUCAACUUGCGAUUCCGAGUAAUGUCACGAGGAUAUCGAGAGCAAUCAAAGAUGUGUCCGCGGACGGGAUACCGCAGAUUGUGUACUAUCAUUUUGGGGUCGGAUCAAGAGGGGGGGUGGUAGAGCGACUUCUACAAGGUACUACUGGAGAAGGCCUUGAUGAAAAUGUUCGUGAGGCAUACUCUUUCAUCGCCAACAACUACACAACUGGCGACGAGAUCUUCCUGAUAGGCUUCUCUCGGGGUGCCUUUACUGUCCGCUCGAUAGCAGGCUUCAUGGAUGUGAUAGGCAUUUUGACCAAGAAGGGUCUAUCAGGCCUAGCUGAGAUCCACCAAGACGUCAAAAAUAGGCGAGACCCCGACUAUCGCCCAAAAUAUCCAGAUGUCCCCUUUCCUAAGAAACCAAGUGCCGCCGAUCCAACGUAUGCGCGAGAGCUCGAGCGGCGAGGGCUGACAACCUUAGGGGUCCGCAUCAAAGCAAUUGCGGUAUGGGACACAGUAGGCAGUCUCGGGCUCCCCCGUGUCGGCUGGCUCACAAAAGUCGGACUCCAAAGCCAGCAAUCCAAGGAAACAUCCUUCCACGACACCAAGCUCGGGAACAACGUCGACAACGCCUUCCAGGCACUCGCCCUCGACGAACGCCGCAGUGCAUUCGCCCCGGCCAUCUGGGAAAAACCGGCUGGCAACAAGACCAAGCUGCGCCAAGUCUGGUUUCCUGGCGUCCACUCCAACAUUGGCGGCGGCGAAGACGACCAGCAACUCGCCAACAUCACGCUGGCGUGGAUGAUGUCGCAACUCGAGCCCUUCCUCGACAUGCGCAGCGCCUACGUCCUCGAGCAAGACGACGCAAACGACCGCUACUAUGCCUCCCGCGACGAAGACGUCCGCCCCUGGUCCUUUGGCAAGAUCCCAAACUCCAUGGCCGGCCUCUACGCCCUCGGCGGCGGCAAAACACGCACCCCAGGCUCCUACCACGCCGCCGACCCAACCACCAACCGGCCCACCGACCGCCUCCUCACCGACACAUGCGAAUACAUCCACCCGAGCGUGCGCGCCCGCCUCCACUUCCGCGGCCCCGGCGUCGCCGACAAAAGCACCUACACCUGCCCCGCCCUCGCAGACUGGUCCCUCCACAUCAACUACGACGACGCCGCCGGCCCAGACCCAGACAUCUUCUACCGCCUCCCGCGCCCGCUCGCCGAAAAGGGCCAGAACAGAGACUUGCCCGAGAGCCCGCUCUUCCGCCUCGAGCGCGACCUCGCCAGACGCGACCCCGAGUCCUUUGGCUACGUGCUCAAGCCUGCGCCCACGGGCGCCGCGAAGCCGAAGCGCAGCAGACGAGGCGGCGAGGGCCGCGCGUCCUCGAGACGGACGAGCGUCGGCCCGUCUGCGGCUGGUGCCGGCUCGAGGAGGGCUCGCAGUGUGGAUGGCGGGAGGCCUGAGGGGCGGCACCAUCCUCCUCCUCCUCCGAGAGCGGUCAGUCGGAGACGCGGCAGCAUGGACACGUGGGAGAUUGACGACGAGGAUAUUGUGUUUUCGGACCGUGAGAGGGAUCGUGAGAGGGAAAGGGAGCGGGAGCGGUUCAGGGAGCGAGAUCAUCGGGAUAGUAGGGGGGGCUUUCCGAGGCCGCCGCCUGAGUUUCGGAGGAGUGUGCCUGCUGUUUCGCCGCCGACUGCGCCUGUGCCGCCGCCGCCGCCGUCGGUGGGUGGGAGGAGUAGUAGGCGUAGGUUCAGCCAGGUGUGAGCGAGGACGGAUGGCUCAAGAGAGUGUUUUUGAUUUGUGGUGAUGUGAUUGAUGGUCGGGAUAACAUGGCAUUUGCAUCUGUGUCGCUUCGCACCACCACCAGCAGCGGCACCGCGGUUUUCUCGUUGGAUACCCAUUUACAAAGCCUU